AUGUUUGGCAAGGUGCUGCAAACCUGUUUGGUCGCUUUACUUUCAUGUUUCAGAUGUUUCCGCCGCUUUGGAGAAUCAUAUGUCAAAGUUCCUUUUCUGGGUGCUGUCUCAUACUUGACGCUGGCUGUUUGUCCCUUUUGCAUAACAUUUGCUGUAAUUUGGGCAGUUAAACGACAAUACUCUUUUGCUUGGAUAGGGCAAGAUAUACUUGGAAUCUCACUGAUAAUCACGGUUCUUCAAAUUGUCCGCGUACCAAACCUUAAGGUUGGGUUUGUUCUUCUCAGCUGUGCCUUCAUGUAUGACAUCUUCUGGGUUUUUGUUUCAAAAUGGUGGUUCCGUGAAAGCGUGAUGAUUGUGCCCGUGGUGGCAGAAGCGGAGAGGAUGGAAUCCCAAUGCUACUAAAGAUCCCUGGGGCGGCUACAGCAUCAUUGGAUUUGGUGAUAUUAUAUUACCAGGACUGAUUUCUUUACCGAUUUUUUUUUAAAGAAAAAGUACAAGUUUAUUUAAUCUAUCAGAAUUGUGAUGGUUAUUGAUCGUGCUGAUUAAAGUUACAAAAUUUGUAUCA
Molecule: messenger RNA, 565 nt
Organism: Camelina sativa (false flax)
Lineage: Eukaryota; Viridiplantae; Streptophyta; Magnoliopsida; Brassicales; Brassicaceae
Source: RefSeq, a predicted model, not a curated record